CGCGACGCCAUUCACACUUAAAGCUUCAGAGGCGCGGCGGGAGCGCAGUUAGAGCUGGGCUUUCGCGCUCCGAGGUUUCCGGCGGCCCCAGGUCUCCCGCGCUCCGAGGUCUUCGCCGCCACCAUGAGACUAAGAAGCCCUGCACCGCUCCUCCUGCUGUUCAGUGGCCUGCUAGCCAGUGAUCUUGAUAUUCAACAAGAAGAAGUCAGAGCAAUGGUGGGCAGUGAUGUGACGCUCAAAUGCAUGUACACCAAAGAAGACAGUCUUGAUUUAAAGGACCUUUAUGUUUACUGGCAAAUCAGUGCUGCUGACAAACCAACAAUCGUGACUUACUACCUGUCUACGAACAACUCCACGGGCCAUAACGAUAACCAGUACAAGGGCCGGGCCAAAGUGUCACUGGACAGCAUGAAACGGGGAGACUUCUCUCUGCGUCUGUACAACGUCACCCCGCAAGACGAAGAGAAGUAUGACUGCCUGGUGAUUUUGAAAUUUAAUAAGAUUUUGCAUGUUGUGGUGACGCUGCACGUGGCAGCAAACUACAGCAUGCCGGUGGUCAGCGCCCCCAGCAGCGGCCCCCAGGGCGAGGAGCUCAUCAUCACGUGCACAUCCACGGACGGCUACCCCUGGCCCAACGUGUACUGGAUCAACAAGACGGACAACAGUCUGCUGGACAAGGCGCUGCAGAACAGCACGGUGUCUCGGAACGCGCGGGGCCUGUAUGACGUGGUCAGCGUCCUGAGGAUCCGCUGGGCGUCCAACGUGGACAUCGACUGCUGCAUUGAGAACGUGCUCCUGCUUCAGAACCUGACUGUCAGCAGCCAGAUGGACUCGGAAACAUUACCGGGAACAAAAGACAGCAUCACCGAGAGUUUAGGCGACAACCCCGAGGGGCGGACCCGGGCCGUGGUGGCCGGGCUCGUGGUGCUGGGCGUGGCUGUGGCGGCAGCGGCUGCAGGCUGGAUGUGCAGGAGCAGGUGUCCGCGCCACUGGACGUACACAGCAGGUGCCCAGGCUGCAAGGCGGGAGCUGGAGCUCACUGACCAUGCUUGACAAGAACUGACCACCCAGGAUGUGGACAGGGCUUCCGCGAGAUGCCACCAAGAGGGACAUCACACGGCAGCUUGAGAAUUGACUUGGGCAGGCUGGUAGCAAAGGGAGGCCCUCUGUCCCCACCUGCAACAUUAGCAAGGUGUUCACGGACAUGUGCCUCUGGCUGGAGGGGACAUGCAGGGGCUUCCCCCCGGGUGAAUGUGCCAAGUGCUGCCCUGGUCCCGGAGUGAAGCCCUGAAAGGGCCAGCAGUUCUGGGACUCAUCUGCCCCCAACUGAGCGGGAGCGCCACCUUCGCUGCCAGUCACGCAUCAGAAAGGGGCCUGGAGACGGCUCCUCCCCCAGCACCCCCAACUCUUCUCAGCACCCAGACCAGCUGUGGCGAGGUGUUCUGAGAGCCGAGGGCGGGCGCUGGACACAGAGUCAAGGUGGCCACGCUCUUCGGACACAACCUCUGCUGGGUGGAGGUCCAUCGCGGGUUUUUGAAGGGUCCCUGCGAUUAUGCACGGGUAUGUGUGCGCACACACCCAAAUGCAGGAAAUGGUCACCACUGGAAGACUCCAAGAUUGCUUUCCUCCGGCACAUUCACAAGGCUGGGAAGGAAGUCCAGCCUUGUCUGUUGUGGUGGAAAGCUAGGUUUCCGUCCUGCAGAAGCACAGUGGAGUUUCGAGAGAAGGCGUGCUGCUGAGAAUGGAGAACAUAGUUUCCAGUGGCCACAGGCUUGGAGAGGCAAGCACCCAAGUCCUUCAAAUGGGGCCGUGGUGUGGAUGGAGAGGGCACUCCGGGGACGUGGCGCAGCGAUUCCCUGGAGUGUAGGGUAGGCAGCUCCUUGCCACCCUGCAUGUACCUCCUGCCUGGCCACACCGGGGACCUGCACAGUGUGAUGGAGAGUCCGAUGGAGACCUCAACUCAAACGCCGGGUUCCUCGGAACCCUCCAGCCCCCUACCCCCCCGGUGAUGGGAGAUGGACAAUGGCCCUGGCCCUCCCUGGGCGGUUUCCAUGGUGUUGCCUGGGAUGAAUUGAGCAGUUUAGUGUUUCCAGACGGUUCUGCCAAGGAGUCUGCCAGGUAACCCAGGUGUGCACACCCAGGAAAAUGGGCCUGUGGUUCCACCAUGGUCACUCAGCACUGAUGGGCCCUAGACCCCGACUUGGAGCAGAAGUGACCACCAGGCUCCGUGGUGAAGCGAGUUCACACUUUAUACAAGAAAUCGUUCGUUUGUCUUUGUGGCCAAAAGCCCUCAGAUGGCUUUUAGCUCAGUGUGAUAAGGGGCCCACACAGACUUUUAACAUGAAAGCAUUAGAAGACGCAUAUCGGUCGUCCCUACAAGGACAGAAGGGCCACUAACUGGCACCUGGAACCAAGCAGCACUGGGGGGCGAGAAGGGGGUGCAGUGCCCGUCCUCCAAGCCCGAGAGCCUGGGCGCAGGGUCCCCUCCCGCCCCCCAGCCACACCCAGGCAGGAUGGGGCAGCCACGUGGGGGCUGAGUCUGGUUCCAGCUUUUCCUACCAGGUGCCAGUGUCCUGGGGAGGUGGCCGGGGCCGGGCUCUCCUGUGUCUAGCAUUAGCCCUGGGCUGGGGGAGGUCGUCCCACAGCUCCUCCUAGCACUGUGCUGACCUGGACCUGAGGCUCCCAAGGGCCGAGGCCACGCUCGCCAGGCAGGUGCCUCCUGGGGCCUCAGACCCUCAGUCACAGCCUGGCAGCCCCUCCCUGGCCUCCGGGAGGCAGCACACUUCCCCAUCCUCAGCUUGCACUGGUACCACCCACCCCCCUUCAGUCCGACUGUGGACUGGCUGAAUGCCUCUGUUUGACAUCUGUUCCUGCAAACUCGAUGUAAGAGAAUACAAGAUGUAAGCUGUGUCCAGUGGCUUGGUCAGCUC
Rhinolophus ferrumequinum (greater horseshoe bat) is the source of this 2930-nucleotide messenger RNA. It is a transcript of the gene ICOSLG, whose product is annotated as inducible T cell costimulator ligand. The transcript is spliced from 7 exons. The record is from RefSeq and is a predicted model, not a curated record. NCBI's taxonomy places the organism in Eukaryota, Metazoa, Chordata, Mammalia, Chiroptera, Rhinolophidae. The coding region runs from base 124 to 1053 and encodes 309 amino acids.